AUGAGAAAAUACCAACAGUUGCUGUUGAUUUUUGUAUCUUUUGUUAGUGUCUUUUCACUGUUGCUGUACAGGUAUGAAUAUAUGAAACUUUUAAAUGUCUUAGAAGUACUUAACUUUUUUGGAUAUACAGCUGAUAAUUUAACAAAUUGUAUUUUACUAGAAGAUAAAUUUUAUACAGAUUUAGAAAAUGAUAAUUAUCUUGCAAAAACACCAGUUUCUUGGAUUAAACAUGAUCAACACUAUGCAUACUCUGCAUUCUGGUCUACUCAUCAACAAUCUAUUUAUUUGCUACUUUUGGGGCCAAGGUCAGCUUUUUCUGGUUAUGAAUGUCGUGUUUGGUUUAAAAUAGCUGAUUUUUAUACAUCCAGACCAGGAAAAUUUUCUUACAACAUUAUACUUAAUGAUCACGAUUCUAAUUUCCAUCAGUUCAAUAUCCGUUGUAAACCAGACAAUAUUCCAUUUGACACAGAACCAUAUGGAAUUUUGAUAGGAAAAGAAAAUUCAUUAAAACUAUUUAUACCAAUUGAAGUUCAAAAAGAAUCUCACCACAAAGACGAUUUAAUUGUUUGUAUUGCACCAGAUUAUUCUGGUGUUCAUGAUACUCAUCUUAUAGAAUUUAUUGCUUAUCAUACAUUGUUGGGUGUUCGUCAUUUUGUAGCAUAUGACAUUGGUAUACAUUACCAAGUUCUACAAUUUUUACGUUCAAUUGCUGGUCAUAAAGAAAUGUAUAAAACAUUUUCUACGCUAUCUUGGCAAUUCCCAACAUUAGAUUUACAAAUGGAAAAGUCAAUUUUACAAAAAGAUUGCAUACAAAGAACAAGAGGUCAUGCUAAACAUAGUAUUUUAUUAUCAUGGGAUCAGUACUUGGUGUUAAAUAAAAAUUAUCAACUUAAUUCUUUAAAUGAUAAUGUUUAUACAUUUGAAAUGAAGAAAUGUUGUAAUAAUCGUCUACUAAAAAAAAAUUGGCCUAUGGCUAUGAAAAAAACAAUUUGUGAAAAAACUAAUGAGACCAUAAAUUUGAUCACCGAUGAACCAGUAAUUGAUAAUCCAACACCUACCACUUUUGGAUCAAUACAUAAGUUGGAAGAAAUAUGUGAGAAAAUUAGUGGUAAAGAUGACAAAAAUAUGGCUAGGUAUUUAAUUAACUUUGUAAAUAGUAAACUGUUGAUCUUAUGGAAGUUACAAUUGAAACAUUCUAUUAAUCAUGUAACAAAUAAUAUGGCAAUUAAUCUUUAA
This is a messenger RNA of Cinara cedri, 1236 nucleotides long. The record is from the annotation of a GenBank genome assembly. Lineage: Eukaryota; Metazoa; Arthropoda; Insecta; Hemiptera; Aphididae.